This is a messenger RNA of Priapulus caudatus, 958 nucleotides long. RefSeq names its product ras-related protein Rab-7a. Gene Ontology annotation, cellular component: late endosome; lysosome; phagocytic vesicle. Lineage: Eukaryota; Metazoa; Priapulida; Priapulimorpha; Priapulimorphida; Priapulidae. Gene Ontology annotation, molecular function: GTP binding; GTPase activity. The record is from RefSeq and is a predicted model, not a curated record. Gene Ontology annotation, biological process: phagosome-lysosome fusion; endosome to lysosome transport.
GGUAGGUAAGACGUCGUUGAUGAACCAAUACGUGAACAAGAAGUUUAGCAACCAGUACAAGGCGACAAUAGGUGCGGAUUUCCUCACCAAGGAGGUGAUGGUGGAUGAUAGGCUCGUUACUAUGCAGAUCUGGGACACGGCCGGGCAGGAGCGCUUCCAGAGCCUUGGCGUCGCGUUCUACCGCGGAGCCGACUGCUGUGUGCUCGUCUUUGACGUGACUCAGCCGAACACUUUCAAGUCGCUCGACAGCUGGCGGGACGAGUUCCUCAUCCAGGCGGGGCCUCGCGAUCCGGACAACUUCCCGUUCGUCGUGCUCGGCAACAAGAUCGACCUCGAGAAUCGGGCGGUGUCAACGAAGCGCGCGCAGGGCUGGUGCCACAGCAAGAACGACAUCCCGUACUUCGAGACGAGCGCUAAAGAAUCGAUCAACGUUGAGCAGGCGUUCCAGACGAUCGCUCGCAACGCGCUCGCUCAGGAGACAGACGUCGAACUCUACAAUGACUUCCCCGAUCAGAUCAAGCUCACCGGUGAGACGAAGCCGCCCAGCCAGGGAUGCGGUUGCUAGGCGACGCGGUUGCUAGGGGAUGCGGUCGCUAGGCGACGGCCGGGGAGGCGGCGGAGGAUUUUGUAAUGUUGACGUUGGUUUGGCGUGUAUGUAUACGUAUAUAUAUAUGUAUAUAUAUAUAUAGGUAUGUGUAUAUGUAUAGUUAUGCGUGUAUAUAUAUGUGUAUGUGUAUAUAUAUAUGUACGUACAUGUAUGUAGAUGUAUAGGUAUGCGCAUGUAAAAUCCAGAAAUUUCGUUUUUCCCGCGCGGGAGCGCGCCGGCGGGCGUCGCCGAUCGCUCGAAUUCCGGCAGCGAUGGCACGUCGAGCGCCCAGUAUAUUAUUAGGAUCCAGGUGGGACACGCCUCCCUGCCCUCCCGGGGGGAGGGGGUGGGACACGCCUCCCUGCCCUCCCG